AUGGAGAUGAUGAGCUCCUGCGUCCGUUGCCCUGUGCUCUCGAUGCUGCUCUUUCUUCUAUUAACACUACUGGCCGGAGCUCAGCGAGCACCAACCACGAGGACAGAUCCAGUUGAAGUUUCCUCCUUUGCUGUGGACUGUGGGGGUGGAAGAUAUAUAUCUGGCUUAGAUCCUGAUAAUGCUAAUCUUGGAGCAGCAUCCUAUUAUGUUACAAAAGCACAAACCUGGGGUGUUAGCAACGUUGGGAGGUUCAUGGAUAGCUCAAAUAGCUAUUACACAAUAAUCUAUAGCUCACGCCCUUUUCAGAACACUCAAGAUUCAGAACUUUUUCAGACAGCAAGGAUAUCUCCAUCUUCUUUAAGAUACUAUGGUCUUGGACUUGAGAAUGGAAACUAUACGGUCACACUUCAAUUUGCAGACUUUGAUUUUGAAGACUCACUAUCUUGGAAGAGUCUAGGUAGAAGGGUUUUUGAUAUUUAUCUGCAGGGUGAGCGUACGGAGCAAAACUUUGACAUAAGGAAAGCAGCAGGCAGGAAAUCUUACACUGUUGUAAAGAAGCAGUAUAUUGUUCCUGUCACUAGAAACUUCCUUGAGAUUCAUCUCUUCUGGGCUGGCAAGGGCACUUGUUGCGUCCCGAAUCAAGGCUACUACGGUCCUGCAAUAUCAGCUUUGAGUGCAAAUCUAACUGCACCGAAGAAGGGUAGUGAAAUAGUUGUAAUUGUUGGAGCCGUGGUUGGUGUAGCAGUUUUAGGACUAGUAUUUGCUGGACUUUAUGUGUGGAGGCACAAAAGAAGAAAAAUAUCAUCGGAGCAGCAAGAGCUACAUUGCAUUGUUGGAAGAUCUAAUGUGUUCAGUUAUAGUUAUGGUGAAUUAAGCAACGCUGUUGAAAAUUUUAGUUCCACUAACCUUCUUGGCGAAGGAGGAUAUGGGUCUGUUUAUAAGGGAAGUCCAAGAUUGAACCUAGAUUGGUCAACACGCUAUGAAAUAUACUUGGGCAUUGCAAGAGGCCUUGCUUAUCUCCAUGAAGAGUCUAGCAUCUGUGUCGUGCAUAGGGACAUAAAAACCAGCAAUGUGUUACUUGAUAGCAAUCUCAAGCCUAAGAUAUCAGAUUUUGGGCUCGCCAAGCUUUUUGAUGACAAAAAGACACAUGUUAGUACAAAAGUUGCUGGUACAUUGGGCUAUCUUGCACCUGAGUACGCCAUGAGAGGUCAUAUGACUAAGAAAGUCGAUGUCUUUGCUUUCGGUGUGGUCAUGUUGGAGAUUAUAGCUGGAAGGCCAAACUAUGAUGACAAGCUUGUUGAAGACAUGGCUUAUCUUAUAGAAUGGGUCUGGAAACUUUACGAGGAAGAUCAUCCCCUCGACGUUGUGGAUCCCAAGCUCACGGAAUUCAACAGGGACGAGGUGCUCCGUGCCAUUCGCGUUGGCCUCCUGUGCAUCCAGAGCUCUCCCCGCCAGCGGCCGUCCAUGUCCAGGGUGGUGUCCAUGCUCGCAGGAGACAGCGAGGUAGGCGAGGCAGUGUCGAAGCCUAGCUACGUCACUGAGUGGCAGAUGAACAGCAGAGGGCAAUCGAGCUCGGAGCGCAGGGUGGAGGCCACCAUGUCCGCGCCGCUGUUCCUGAGCUCCAUCAUCGAUGAAGGCAGAUGA
This is a messenger RNA of Miscanthus lutarioriparius, 1644 nucleotides long. The record is from the annotation of a GenBank genome assembly. Lineage: Eukaryota; Viridiplantae; Streptophyta; Magnoliopsida; Poales; Poaceae.